Messenger RNA from Asterias rubens (European starfish), 3404 nucleotides. RefSeq names its product rab3 GTPase-activating protein non-catalytic subunit-like. The coding region runs from base 1 to 3270 and encodes 1089 amino acids. Lineage: Eukaryota; Metazoa; Echinodermata; Asteroidea; Forcipulatida; Asteriidae. The record is from RefSeq and is a predicted model, not a curated record. The transcript has 21 exons. Gene Ontology annotation, biological process: regulation of GTPase activity.
AUGGGGAUGUUUGGUUUGCCAGACUUGAGGCGAAGUGGGGAUUCGUUGCUACUGUCUCCUGGGUUGAACGUUGCUGUGAGUACAGACAGUUUCGGCAGGGUCAUUCUGAUUGAUCUGGUACGAGGAAUCGCCGUCAGGAUGUGGAAAGGUUACCGCGACGCUCAAUGCGGAUGGAUAUCAGUCACCGAGGACAUCCUGAGGGACAAGUCCGACCCAGCAGCGACCAAAGCUCAACGCCAACGGACGCGACAGUUUGGCGCCCGAGUGGCUUUAUUUCUUGUCAUCUACGCACCGCGACGAGGCAUUCUGGAGAUAUGGAACACCCAACAGGGACCCAGAGUGGCUGCCUUCAAUGUACCCAAAUCAUGCCAGCUUCUCUGUCCCGGCUACGGCAUGAUGGGUCUCAACAGUCUCUCUAUUCAAGACUCUAGAGCCAAGCCUCGGACAUUACAGUGUUGCCUCAUACAAGCAGACGGGUUAGUCAGGACCAUCGGCGUACCGUUCCAUCUGGCACUGAGUGAUAAAAACAGCAAGAGGGCCCAUGACUUACAUCUCGUCAAGAAGCUGUCUGGGCUUCUACAUCAUAAGUCCACAGUUAAAGAUCCACUGGGCGAGGCCAUUACAGCAAUCCUUGUAGACAUCAAGAUCUCAUCAUAUAAACAGCAGGCCCUUGAAAAGGUCCUUCUGGCCCGUGGCAUGAGCCCCUUAGUCCUUCUACAUGUUGUCCGGUCCAUGGCAUCACACCUACAAGCGCAGGAACCAGACUGCUUAGACUACGAGGGGCGAUGUUUAUUGCACUACUGUACACUGCAAGAGGAGCUGCUUCAGGUCUAUACAAAACUGCAGGGUCUGCAUACGAUACAGGAGGACAGGUGCGAAACUGAAACACCUGCUAAGGAUCUAGCUGCUGCAUUAGAUGUCACCCCAGACAGCAUCAACUCAUGGCAUCAGCAGGUCCUUACCUACCUUGUGGUCGCCCAUCACACCAAGGUUCACUUUGCCUCUGAUUAUCACAUGGAAGCCUCAGCCUUCGUUGGUUGUUUCCAGUCCUACGUGGAACAUCAGGAGGCAAGGACGUCCGGGCCUGAUCAAGGAGACAGGGAGGAGGUGGAGGAAGGAGGCCCAGAGGGAGAUGAGCUCAAGAUGAGGUUGAAGUUUAAGAGCACCCUGACUGAGGAAUAUUCCAUCAAAUUAGGUUUGUUUUUGUAUGGUGGAUGUUUGAGAGGCGAGUGUUCUGCAGACGACUUAUGUGCAAUUAUUAAGAAAAUGGACAUUCCAUCAGAAGAACUCAUGAUAUUGCUUCUGAAAGUUUGGCUUCAGAACGAACAAGAUUUCCUGAAGCUGCGGUCUCACACCCUGACCCUCCACAAUCUUUUAGUGGCGCUCUCACAGUCGACUCAAGCGAGCAAGAAGGCAACGUGCUGGACGGAGAUGCAGAAACUACUCAGCAAUUCAGAGAGGGUCGGGGCUGCUCUAAUGGCAGCAGUAGUUGCUAAGCAAGUUGCCAUGGAUACAGCGAGUAGCCAAUCAGCAAGUGAGACCUCAGAAACCCUGGCGACAGAUGAGGCUGGCCUCGAUGACGAACAUAGUAAAACAGAAGCUGACGAUUCACAGAGCAGCGCGAUGGACGUUGACGCAUCUGGUGGGGGAUGGGUGGACAUAACCCUGGACAGACAACUAUGGGACCAACUUGCAAGACGUCUUGAAGAUGUGCUGGCGUUGAGCUGUAUUGCGCAUUCCAAACCUAGCAAGGAUUCUUUCUCACAACCUGAGAAGGCUAGCGCCAAGGCCUGGUCAGCAAGUCAAGACAGUGGCGCUUUAAUCAAUGAGGGUCAACUUAUUGAGGUGUCUGUUACCAAGAUACUGGAGGGAGGGAAAGGAAUCAUAGCUGAAAUCGUAGCGAGAUGGGUGGCCCAGCACGGAGUACCACCCAGUUUCUUGUCUAGUUGCUCUGCAAGCAACCAUGCCCUCGUAGAGUCAGCAAGUGAGGGGACGAGUUCUGAUGAUGUCGCGAGGCAACUUAAAGAAUUGCUGCAGGGUCUGUGCUCAAGGUUUCCACGCAGUCUAUGCCAUGAUGUUAUGCAAGCUCACUGUACAUGGGAGUAUGUUGUACAGUGGAAUAAGAAUACAGAGGUUACAGAUUUAUUCCGAUCAGCUUUGGGUCAUUUGCAAACAAUCCGUAAUCCUCUUCUACAACAUGGUAUAGCCAGCAUGAUGUGGCACACCUUUGCAGUCAAGAGAGUUUCUACAGCGGCAUUCCUCAUCGAUAAAAUCGGCAAAGCACCAAAGGAAAGAUUGUGCCGGAAGGAUGUAGGUAUCAGUGAUGUAUCUCUUGAUAGGUUUAUGGGACUAUGCUGUGAACUUCUGGACAUGAUUUAUGUGGUUGAGACGGAGUCUUGUCUUGCCCCCUCUCUUGAGGUUGAAGACCUAUGGCAAGGUAUCCAGGGCCCGACACCGCUGGCUGAGCUCGCUGUCAGUCAGCCUCUACCUAAUCACUACAUGGUGGAUCUACAUAAACAGCUUACUACGUCCCUCCAUGCAAUUUUAGUGUUCAAUAUGAAGUCCAUCAAACCUUUGAAGGUGUUAUUCGACUACAAGGCCAGGAAUGCCUUCUUUAGGGAUCUAGACGCUCCUGUCAUGCAACCCGCUGGAGAUGUAGACCUAGGCAUCCAAAACAAUCGCCAACAUUUCAUGACAAGAAUUAUAACCGCCGCUGUGGAGAGCCUCCCUCCAAAUCACUCGGUGGACCCCUCCCAGGCUGAACGGAUCUGUCACUCCCCGGUUCCCUCAUCCCCGGCGCCCGGCCCGAUGGAUAUACGUAGGAUACGUCGGAGUCAUCCCGCUCAUGUCUGGCCAGGGCUGGCGAUUCAGUUAGCGAUAGCGUUCGGUGGAGAUGUGGACUCGCUGAAGAGACAUCAUGUGUGUGAGUUGUAUAAGAGUGGAUACGACACCAUGGCUCAGGAGGUUCUUGUGACUGUAACAGAAAGUACUCAGAUGUCCAUCCAGCUAAUUAACGUGAUAGGUCUUCGUCUAGCUCAGAUGUUUAUUCUCGAUGCAAACACUGUGAGUUUAUCGAGACAGUCUUCCCUGCCAGCUUCACUCAUCACUUGGCUCAAAGUUUUGGCUAAAGAACCAACCUUAAGAUGUCCCCAUCCGCCCGUUCCAGACACGGCUCAUAUCGUCAGUAAAGCCGUUGGUCUUCUUCCAGAGACUCAUCCUCAGUAUGCACUUGGUCUCCAGCUGGUGGAGGCAGUCGGCUCGCUCACAUGAAGGGGGGGUUUAGGAACUUAAGGGCUAUGAAAAUCAUUGCGGUACUCGCUGCUAAAAUUUAGAAUUCAAACUGCCUCUAACCACCUGGCAAUCCCGGUGGUCUAGUUGGUAAUAAGACACUGCUCUAGAUUUGC